Drosophila grimshawi is the source of this 2179-nucleotide messenger RNA. RefSeq names its product histone deacetylase HDAC1 (gene HDAC1). The transcript has 5 exons. The record is from RefSeq and is a predicted model, not a curated record. Bases 128 to 1699 code for a protein of 523 amino acids. Gene Ontology annotation, molecular function: histone deacetylase activity. NCBI's taxonomy places the organism in Eukaryota, Metazoa, Arthropoda, Insecta, Diptera, Drosophilidae.
ACUUGAAUAUAUUAAAAACGCGGUGAUUUAAAUUUGCUUAAUAGUUUGCUGAAAGCAACGGCAAAAGAUUUGCUUGCACACACAUAAACUCGAUAAAAAUACACAACUAAAAAAAAAGCCGGGAAAAAUGCAAUCGCAUAGCAAAAAGCGCGUUUGCUAUUAUUACGACAGUGAUAUUGGCAAUUAUUAUUAUGGCCAGGGACAUCCGAUGAAGCCGCACCGCAUACGCAUGACACACAAUCUGCUGCUCAACUACGGCCUCUAUCGCAAAAUGGAAAUUUACCGCCCGCAUAAGGCUACAGCUGAUGAGAUGACUAAAUUCCAUUCGGAUGAAUAUGUGCGCUUUUUGCGCUCCAUUCGACCCGAUAAUAUGACGGAAUAUAAUAAACAAAUGCAGCGAUUUAAUGUCGGCGAAGAUUGUCCCGUCUUCGAUGGACUCUACGAGUUCUGCCAGCUGUCUGCGGGUGGAUCUGUGGCAGCUGCCGUCAAGCUCAACAAACAGGCGUCGGAGAUCUGCAUCAAUUGGGGCGGUGGCUUACAUCAUGCCAAGAAAUCGGAGGCAUCCGGUUUCUGCUAUGUUAACGAUAUUGUUUUGGGCAUUUUGGAGCUGUUGAAAUAUCAUCAGCGUGUGCUCUACAUCGACAUCGAUGUGCAUCACGGCGAUGGCGUCGAGGAGGCAUUUUAUACCACAGAUCGCGUGAUGACUGUCAGUUUUCACAAGUACGGCGAGUAUUUUCCGGGCACUGGCGAUUUGAGGGACAUUGGCGCUGGCAAAGGCAAAUAUUAUGCUGUCAAUAUUCCACUCAGAGAUGGCAUGGAUGACGAGGCAUACGAGAGCAUCUUUGUGCCCAUCAUCUCGAAGGUAAUGGAGACCUUUCAGCCAGCUGCCGUUGUGCUGCAGUGUGGGGCAGAUUCCCUCACAGGAGAUCGGCUCGGCUGCUUCAAUCUGACGGUGAAGGGGCAUGGCAAGUGUGUGGAGUUCGUAAAGAAAUAUAAUCUGCCCUUCCUCAUGGUUGGUGGCGGUGGCUACACCAUUCGCAAUGUCUCUCGCUGCUGGACCUAUGAGACUUCUGUUGCACUCGCCGUGGAAAUAGCCAAUGAGUUGCCGUACAAUGAUUAUUUCGAAUAUUUUGGCCCCGAUUUCAAGCUGCACAUCAGUCCAAGCAAUAUGACGAAUCAGAAUACGUCUGAGUAUCUGGAGAAGAUCAAGAGUCGUCUCUUUGAGAAUCUGCGCAUGUUGCCACAUGCGCCGGGCGUACAGAUUACGGCUAUACCGGAGGAUGCCAUCAACGAUGAGUCCGACGACGAUGAGAAGGUCGACAAGGACGAACGUCUGCCGCAGAGCGACAAGGAUAAGCGCAUUGUGCCCGAGAACGAGUAUUCCGACUCGGAGGACGAGGGCGAGGGCGGCAGACGGGACAAUCGGAACUACAAAGGACAGAGGAAGCGGCCACGACUCGACAAGGAGCCCAUCAUCACCAAUUCCAGCAACAAAACAUCCUCGGAAGCCUCCAGCGAUAUCAAGGAUGAGAAGGAGAAGGUCGAGGCCGUUGAUGGCGAGGAGGCAACUGCCAGCAGCAACAAUAGCAACAACAGCAGCGGCAGCAACAAGGGCAACAACGACAACGAUGCGGCGAGUGUGGCAACAACGGGUGGCGCCUCCGCGACUAAGGGGGGCGCCAAGGAGAACAACAUUUGACGUGGCGGCCGCAAUUGGUUAUAGAAGCCAAUUAAGCGACCGCCCAAAUAUAAACCGCCCGAUUUUACCUAAUCCCGGGAAAUUCCGCUAAAUUCCGUGAGUCCCCAGCGCAGUUUCCACAAAAUUUUCUUCCAGACUUCAUCAACUGAUCCGCCGCUUCAAGUGGAUGACACAAAAGCAGUCAGCAGCCUCAUCGAGGACACCAGCUCCACAAUCGGAAAUUAAAACUGAAACUCAUUGUAAACUAAAAUACACUUUUAUUGUAAGAGAAAACAUUUAAUUUCAGUGUAAAGCAAGUUCGUGUUUAAGCUAAGAUAAAAAGUUAAAAGAAACAGCUACAUUUAAACCACACACACAUUUUACAGAUACAGAUACAGAUAAAGAUAAAGCUAAAGAUACAGUUACUUACCGAGAUAAGAUAUAAGCGAGAUCCAUUUUGUAAUCAAUCAACAAACCUUUAUAAAUAUAACUUAAACUGAA